Messenger RNA from Cercopithifilaria johnstoni, 951 nucleotides. The record is from the annotation of a GenBank genome assembly. Lineage: Eukaryota; Metazoa; Nematoda; Chromadorea; Rhabditida; Onchocercidae.
GAGAAUCGUGAAGUGAUUUUACCAAAGAAAUCACCAAAAACAAGUUUGAAAGAUAUGCCUUUAAAAGAAAGGAGAAAAACGACCGAUGAAAGGUUAAAAUUGCUCUCUUUGCUUCAUGCCAAUCAUAAAAGUUCAAAUAUUGGUGAUGUGGACUCUGUCAGUGAAAAUUUGCAAGAUUUCGGUGUGGAUGAAAAGGCGAGCACAUCGAAUACUUACACCGAGGAGGCCGCUACAGUAUUGGAUUUGAGAAGUACGAAUGGGGAAAGCUUGGCAGUAAUUUUGAAUCAAGGUUUGACGAGCAGUGAUGCUGAAAAAAUCGAUGCAGUGUUGUUGAAAGCAGAUAUGCAAACGAUAUCAGCAACACUGAAUGAUUUACCAGUCGCACAAGUUAUGCCUUUACUUAAGGAAAUCGAAUACCGUUGCAGAAAUCGCAGACAUUUUGAAAGUUGUUGGAUGCGAUGGUUGCAGUGUGUUUUGUCUAAACAUAUGGCUUAUCUCUGCACGAUUGGUACUUUAAAAGAGGAUUUGUCAUCCUUAUUUAUUUGGUUCAAUAAAAGGGCAUCGAAUAUGAGUGAAUUGUUGCAAGUUAGCGGGAAACUUUCUUUGAUCAAUGAGCAAAUUAGCCGUCGCAUGUGUCCGCAGAUCUUUGUAUCGCAGCAACCAGAUAUUUUUUUUGAAGAUGAUGGUGAUACGUCAGAAACAUCAGAUGAAAUGAAUGAUAUUGACGAUGAAGGAAGUAUUGGAAGUGUAGAAAAGUGGUGGGAUGACGAGGAAGUUGGAUCUGGCGAAAGUCAUUUCUCAUCUGAUGACGAAAAUGGAAGAAGAGAUUCGAAUCUAGGUGAUAAUCAGCACAUAAAUGAUGAUGACGAUGAUGAUGAUGAUGAUGAUGAUGAUGAUGAUGAUAAUAUUGAAGGUAGCAGUAAUGGCAGUGGAAUAGAAAUGGAAUGUUGA